CAACGACAGCAGCUGCCAUCCAACUGUAUAACCGCCUGUCCUGCUCAUACCAGGAUCAUUUUUCUCUCGAAUCGUCGAUCUCGCAAGAUCACGAAACUAUCACCCUCACCCUCUCCCGUCUCUCGUGUGCAGCAUCUGCUCUUCGGAACAUCAUCCAAUGGCUCCGCCCUCUUUCGCAUCAGCCGCCGCUGGCAAUGGCACCCUCAACAGCAAUCACUCCACACGCGACGCUGCGAGCGAACGAUUACACCGAACGAACGGCGCGACGCAGACCUUCCGGCGACCUUCAGGUGCGACCAAUGGCCUCCCUUCCACAACACAGCCUCCCGGCUCCAUCGCGCAACCUCCUCGCUAUGUUCCUCCCUUCCGCACCAAUGGCUCGGGAGACAGUAAGAGAUACACCAAGGAAGACAUGUACGCGAUCUUUGAGCAGCAGCAGAGCAAGGAGGGUGGACUCAGUGACGGACUGUCUGCGCAUCUGGUGGGUGGCUGGCAGCCCGAUAUCCCCAAUGGCUCUUCUGCAUCGUGGGGCAGAAACGAUAGCCUUCGCGAUGCGCCGCCUGGCCCUGAAAUGGCCUGGGACAGAGAGGGCACUGGAGAACCGCUUGGACUUUCAGACAUGGAUGAUGACGAGCGCGAGCUCUUCGCCACCUCUGUGAAUACCCCCAUCAAGCCUGCUAACAAAGAUGGCCAGCAGGUCAAUGGUGGCCAAGGACGAAAAAUCAGCAUCUCUAACGGUGUCACUACUCCCGGCGCGUUUGGGCUCCCUUCACCGAGCGUGGCUCGAGGUGGUGGACGACGCCGGGAGGCAAGUGAGUCAUAUCCAUUCCCUCAAGGUGUCUCGUCUCCAGGAGGUCAUGUCGAUCAACGGGCUCCUUCGCCGCCCGCGGCGCUUCUACGGCGCAGAACUGAACAGAAUCUCAUGAAAGUUGAUGACAAGGAUGGCGAUGAGAAAGGCGUGUCUUCGCCAUACGGCACUGUGAGACGUAACCCCACUGGACCUCUUUCUGCUGGAUUUGCUCCCCCGUCUUCCCCUUGGUCUACCGGCCCAGGGCCUCAAAGUGCAGGCUUCGCUCCCAUGGGCUCCUUUGGGAGCUUUGGAAUGGGCAGUAAUGCCGCGCAGCAAGCUGCGUCUGGCACUAAGGCAGGCGUAGGUUUGGCUGGCGGAAGGUCUGAAAGCCGAUUCAAGAGUGUUCUGGGCAAGGACAGUGGUGAGGACGGCGGCGGGAGGACCCUUGAAGCUAAACCUAGCAUAUCUGGACUGGCCCGGGUGAAUGAGAACGACGCAUGGCGUGCACAAGAACGUACCGAGCACGGAAACGACUCUCUGGACGAAGCUGAAGAGAACCUGCCCACUGGAAGUGCUGCGCUAGCUGCAGACGAAGACGCGAGUCCUCCUCACCCCAGGCAAGGAUACCAGAGCUUUGGCACGCCCAGUCGCCAGGGCGCCCAAGGAGAUAUCGGUUUCGGAGCGUUUGGAAUGACUUCUGACAACACGCACGGUUUUGGCCCGGGCUAUGCUGCGCGCGAAGGAUUCCAGCAGACACCAGCGCACCAGCGCAUAGGAUUGCAACACGCCGGUGGCCACGAACCGAUGAGCCCGACCGAUACUAAUCCGUACAAGUCCCCUGACCAGCACGGAGGUGAUCGCAUGGGCGAGUCGAACGGACAUGAGAACAGUGAUGUUCUCAACAGUCACCUCCCUGGGCUCGGCCAGUUCGGCAACGACUCAGCGCAACAGCAGCUUGGCGGUUUGGGCGGACUUGCGGGAUUGCCGAACCUGGGACGAACACAUGGCCAAGGUCCAGCAAGCGACAGGAGCCAGACAUCCAGCGUUGGUCCGCAGCGUGUCUUCUCUGGUGGUUUGAGUGGACUCGGUCAGCUGGGGACUCUUCCCGGCGCUUCGGCUUGGCCAGUCUCGCAAGGGGGAUUAGGUACUCCUGGAAGGCAGACGUCCGGCCUGACAAACGCGUUUGGGGGAGGCAUCUUCUCCAAUCCACUGGCCGAUAUGCAAUCGUCUGGGCUGGCAGGACUGGGCGGGUUUGGCCCGCAGGGCGUGCCGUAUGGCGGCAGUCGAAUGGCUAGCAUGUUCCCAUCCCAAAUGCAAGAUCAGUUGCGCCACAGUGAAGGUCAUCAUGAUCGCGAGGGUAGCCACGACCGGCCGGUUCAGCCAUUUGGUGGAAUGGGUGAUUUGAGCAGGUCAGCUGAAAGCCCGUUUGCAAACCAAGGCUUUAACGACAAUCAGACUGGCAAACUCCAACACGAUUCGGCCGAUCUUCACCAUCAACAGAGCCAACAACAUUUGCACGAACAGUCUCAGCAACAAGCCCUCAACCAGCCCCUAGGCAGCUCGGCUUCGAACCAGCCUCCAGCACCACAGCAGCGCACAAUGGUCAUGCCUGAUCGCAUGCGAUGGAUCUAUCGGGACCCUCAAGGUCAAACGCAGGGACCGUGGUCGGGCUUGGAGAUGCAUGAUUGGUACAAGGCAGGCUUCUUCUCUCCUGAACUCUUGGUCAAGAAGUACGAGGAUCAGGACUACGAACCGCUGGCUCAGCUUAUCAGGCGCAUUGGCAACUCUCGUGAGCCAUUCCUUGUGCCGCAAAUAGGAAUUCCACAUGGAUCGGCCACUCAGACGGGGCCAAAUGCAUGGGCUGGCGCAAUUGGAGGUGCUGCUGGCGUCGGUGGUGGUAGUGCUGCGCCGGGAAAUGCCCAGCCUCCUUUCGCAUCGAGCUUCCCUAGCUUUGGCACGACUUUAACGGCCGAGCAACAGAACGCGCUCGAGCGUAGGAAACAAGAAGAGCAGUAUCUGAUGGCUCGACAGAAAGAGCACCUUGCGCAAGCCCAAAUUCAGCAACGCAUGCAGCUUGGAGGACCUCACGGUGGCAUGGGCCUUCCUAGUCAGCUUCAUCAUCACAGCAGUGCGCACAGUCUGCAAUCGCAACCAAGCUUCGGGAGCAUUCAAAGUCCGCCAAACUACCAACAAAGCCCUAGUCAGGGCCCAACAACAGGCGCUCCCAGCGCCCAAGGUUUCUUCGACAACACGUUCCAUCGACCGGCAGGCAGUGCACUCGGCGCAGUGGGCGCGCCUUCGCUGGGCCACAUUCGCGAGGAAGAAAUCCCAGGCAUUAUGGAUCGCCUGAGUAUGACAGAGAACCGCCAACAACCUGGUCAGUUUGGUGCACCAGGACAGCCGUUCGCCGGCCAGCAGCAACCACCAGAGCAGCAUGAGGGCAAGAUCCAGCAGAUGUACGAAGACCGCGCGAGACUACAACAAGAACAGGCCGAGCGCGAUGGCAAACAAGACGCAAACGAGAAUGAGCAAGCUCAAGCAACACAGGCACGUCUGGAGCAAUUCCAGCAGCUUCAAGGUCAAGCUCUGCAGCAGUCGGCAAAACAAGCUCGUGCUCAGGCAACAGCACAGCACGUCCAGGCCGUUGACGAGUCCGCCGCCACAGAGAGCAGUGUUGGCUCACCAAUAGCGCAAGCACGCGCAUCACACCAUCAGCCUCAGGAGCCUCUGUCUCUCACGGAGCAGGUGCAGAAGGCCGCUUCAGCCAAACAAUCUCCUGCUCCACAGCAGCCUGGUCUGCCGCAGCCGUUCCCUCCUGCGCCUUCGCAGUCUCCACUUCCAGCCCCAGCUGCGCAACGUGCUGGUCGGCAGAGUGUGGCAGAUCAGUUGCAGAGCGAGUCGCGUGGUCCCUCUCAAUCGCCCUCUGUUGAUACUCCUAGCGCCACCGUCGCACCGUGGGCCAAAGAACCAGCCGAAGCACCCAAAGGUCCCUCCUUGCGUGAGAUCCAAGAAGCAGAAGCCAAGCAGGCUGAACAGGCGGAGGCCCUUGCCAUCGCUGCUCGUCGUGCCGCUUUCCAGAAGGAGAUGGAGGCACAGGCACAAGUCGUUGCCCCUGCUCCUGGGAUCCCAAUGUCAGCUACAUGGGGCGCUCCAUCCCCUGCUACGCCUACUGGCGGAGCUCCCGCGGCCUGGGCCAAGACUGCUCAGAAGCCAAGUGGUUCAUCAGCUUCCAAGACACUCGCGCAGAUUCAGAAGGAAGAGGAGUCACGCAAGCGCAGGAAUGCUGCCCAAGCACAGCAACAAGCUGCUUUGGCUAACGCCAUGUCCGUUGUCUCUGCGCCAGCUGGUGGCAAGAGCUACGCGAACCUCGCCAGUAAGGUCAACGCCCAGCUGCCGCAAAUCAGCACUGGCAGCAGUGCCUGGACUACCGUCGGUGCUAGUGGCAAAGUCAAGACUCCAGCGCCCGUUAUCCCCAGUGUACGUACUGCCAGCUCCAGUACUGUACCUACCGUGCUGCCCGCAGUCGUAGCGUCGAGGAGGCAACCUGCCAGAAGCACAACGGCGGGAGCAGCUGCUGUCAACGCUCAAGAUGAGUUCAAGAAGUGGGCCAUCAACGACCUUCGUCCUGACCUAGCCAAGGGCAUCAGUGUGGAGGAGUUCGUCUCCAGCCUCAUGAGUCUUCCUCCCGACAAUGAUAUCAUCACCGAAGCUGUUCACGCAGUGUCCUCUACGAUCGAUUCUCGCCACUUCGCCGAGGAGUUCAUCCGUCGCAAGCGUCUCGCUGACAAGGGUCUCGUCGAUACUGCUGUGCCCAAGAGCGCUAGUCCCGCGAAUGGCGCGAGUGGCUGGAGUGAAGUCGCCAAGAAGACUACCGGCAAGGAAACACCAAAGGACGACCUCAGCGGCUUUGCUGUCAAGCAGACCAAGAAGAGAGGUGGACGUAAGUAGAUUGUGCCACUCUCAGGGAUCCAUCCAAUGGAGCGAGUGUAGCUGGAGGAGGGGCAUAUUGCGAAAACAAGUGGUGGGCUUAGAUGAGGCUGAACAGCUGUGAGAUGGAUACGAUGGUAUGCACAAUCAUUAUCUGUUGGGAGGCAAACGCAUGCGUAUUGCACGAGCGGCCUAGCAGCACCAUCAUUAUCAGGUACCAUUGAAGCAAGCAACCAUU
Sphaerulina musiva SO2202 is the source of this 4955-nucleotide messenger RNA. RefSeq lists its product as uncharacterized. The record is from RefSeq and is a predicted model, not a curated record. Gene Ontology annotation, molecular function: protein binding. The transcript has 4 exons. The coding region runs from base 158 to 4738 and encodes 1526 amino acids. NCBI's taxonomy places the organism in Eukaryota, Fungi, Ascomycota, Dothideomycetes, Mycosphaerellales, Mycosphaerellaceae.